GGGUGAUACACCAUUACUUAUUAAAAUGGGUGGGAAAUUGGCAAAUAGAGUAAAGUAUCCGCCCCUGAUUGUUGCCAAAUCCUUGUUUGAUCCUGGUCAACCUUUUAUUCCCAUUAGAGUGGCUAAUCUUAGCUUGGCACCUGUUUUUCUCUACAAAAAUACUGCAGUAGCAACUGGUGAACCGAUGUUUGACAUGGGUGAACCUGUUGUUUAUUGUAGGGAAAAUGUUGACGUCCAGGAUGAUACUGAUCAUGAUACUGACCUUGGGGUGGGGACGAAUGAAUGUUUCCGGACAAGUGAAGGGUGGCACAGUGCUUUAUCCAGAGUAAGAGGUCCCGCCUUGCCCUAUGCUAGCAGCACGGAAUCUCAACCUGAUAUUAGACCUGGACCAAAUAGUUUAGAUAAAGGUUCCAUGGGGGUUGAGGCUGUCGUUGCUGAUCUCGCGGCUGAUUCUAGAAGGUCCGACUCUCGGACUUGUCCUACUACUGUAACUGAAAAUGUUAGUCAGUGCUUCAAGGGGAGUUUGAUUUAUCCCUCCUCUGCUCAGGAGACUUGCUCUAAUCAGGCCCAGUCCUGGCAAGAGGGAGACAAUGCAGUAUGUACAUCACAGGGCCAGUAUCGUGAAUGCACUAUGAAUGAAGAUCCCGACUAUAUGAAACCGAUAUUAGACAAUUCUCGGACUCACUUGACAGAUGGGACAGAAAACAGGUUGAGCAGUUUCUGUUGAAACAUAAAGAUGUUUUUGCCAAAACUAAGUAUGACUUGGGCAAGACAGGUGUAAUUAAGCAUAAAAUUGAUACAGGAAAUGCUCGACCAGUUAAACAGGCCGUGAGACGAAUGCCUUUAUCCAAAGAAGCCGGGUACCAAGAGACCCUGGACGAAAUGUUAAAACAUGGAC
Messenger RNA from Owenia fusiformis, 898 nucleotides. NCBI's taxonomy places the organism in Eukaryota, Metazoa, Annelida, Polychaeta, Sabellida, Oweniidae. The record is from the annotation of a GenBank genome assembly.